GGCAAAGCAUGGUGGAUUGGAUAAGUACGGAGGGGUCAGGACGUUAUCUGCGCUGCCUGGUAGAAGUAUCGCUAAAAGCCGAUAAGCACCUGGAAGCCACGGAGGAGAUUGGGGCGCGCACUUGGCCCCCUUGCGAAUGUGGCGGUGGCACAGCAGCGGUGCUUCACCCAGCUGGGCGGUUAUUCUUGGCGCCUUGUGAGCCAGCCAGGCUUGAGUGCCUCUGCUGGACGAACACAAUCUAAUCGAGCACAACUCUCACACCUCACGAUCCCAAACAAACACGACCGGAACCCGAAGAGCAAGAGCAGUCGGGCAGCACAGACCACCCCCCCGCGCCCCGGCACCUCAGAUCUCCCUUCACCAUGGAAUGGUAUUACCGUCUUGUGAUGGGCCAACGGAGUAACUGCGUGAGAAACGAGCAUGUGGAACUACUGUUGUCUUGCACACUUCCAGAGAUCGAUCUGGAGAAUCUGUCAUUCGAAAACCUUGAGGAGAUAUUGCCGAGACUCUUUUUUUCCAAGAAGAAGAUCACCAAGAAAUUCGGCGAUGUCCCUGUCCUUGAACGGCUCUUGCAGUGCAGCUGUCGCGACUGCAAUACCCUGCGCACAAGAGAUCCACAAACCAUCCGUGACGAAAUGUUGGGCUCACCAAAAGGCUCAAUUCUGCUCUUAGCACUGGUGUUUCUGAUAUAUCUCGACAGGCUUCACUACAUCUAUCCCUUGAUCUCCUUGGGCUCGAUGACAAACGACAGUCUACAGAGUAUCAUCCGGCACCUUAGUCCGGACAGUGACGGGAUGAGAGGGCUCAUCAUGAAGAAGGAAGAUUUGAAACUUAUCGAUACACCUGAGAAGAAUCUGAGUGCAGAACGUCAAGCGGAAAAAAGAGAAAAAACAAGGCAGUGGGCGCGGCUACACGAAACAUUCAAGGCCAUGCGCGACGAAGUGUCUUGUAUGUUUGAGCCUGUGAUUAUCCGGUUGUUGAGUCAGAAUGACUCGUAUCCGUGGUACCCUGAUAACUCUCGGUUUCCUUUUCUAGACGCCGAAGAUCGAGUGCCUCAAGGGUCAUUUGGCACUGUCACUAAAUUUCGUAUUCCGUCAGAAUACCUCGACAAAUCCAUCAAGGGUUUUAUGGAGAGUCGAUAUCGAGGUUCGAGGGAUGAGGAAACCGGAGAGUAUCUUUUCGUUCGGAAGUCCUUGGUGCUUCAGAAGGAUGAGAUGCCACACAAUCCGACCACUGGCAGUAACGAAGGCACGAUAGCCCGUCUAGCCUCCAUGAUAAACGGGGACGCGGCAGACAACAUCAUCAGCCUUCUCACCCUAUAUACUUGGAGGAGCAGCCUGUAUUUCAUCUUUCCAUGCCUGAAAACGGACUUAUACCAUCUACUUCGCCAAACGACCCUCCCCGGGGACCAAACUAAGCCCACGAAGCUACGUUCAAACGAGGAACUACCAAAGCAUUGGCUGUGGAAACAAAUGAUUGGCGUUGCUCAUGCACUCAGCGCCAUUCACACGAAUAUGAAGCACCCCCAUGGGGAGGUCGAGGGAUACAUCAUCGCCUCGCACUUUGAUCUUAAGCCAGCAAACAUCCUGGUCACCAGUCAAGGUGUGCUUAAAAUCACAGACUUUGGCGAAUCGGUUAUAAGCGUGACCAAAAGCCUUAAAAACUUGUCAACGCCUUUCAGACCAGGUGACCCCAAGUACGCUGCUCCUGAGUCCAGGCCCUCGGAAGCAGAGCUUGCGAGGGCUUAUGGGGCUGGAGAGGACAGUUUUCAGGUCUUACUUAAUUACGACGUCUGGGCGCUAGCUUGCGUCAUGACAGAGGUCCUUGUCGUGUUGUUGGAUACCGAGGAGCGCCCGGCAGGGACAGCUAUCGACAGAUUCCAUGCCAAGCUCGAGAAAGAAUCUCGGGUCGAAGAAACGCGAGGCACAUUUCUCGAGGGAGGCCAUGAGCUCAAGCCCUAUGCCCGCAAGGUACUGGAAAACUUUCCAAAACUCCCGCGCUUUGCCCACGAUGGUCCGCAGAAAUGGUAUAUGCAGAGUGUCUCCAAUUUGCUCCUCAGGAUGUUCAGCACCGACAGCAGCAAGCGACCGUUUUCAGCUCGUGUCCUCGAGGAAUUGACACAGGCAGAGAAAAUCUACUGGCAAAAUGUUGAGAAUCAUCGCGACCCACUUGCCUGGGAUGUCGGUCAGGCACGCUUGACGCAUGGCGGCCACUCUGAAUUCCAAGAAGUUGGCUGGGGUCAAUCAGGCUCUUUUCUUUCUUUCCUUCACAUGGAUGGCGUGACCUUGAAGGUGAUCGAUGAAGAUGGAAGGGUAACAGCUGGAGACCAUUCUCAGGGAGCUAAAUGUCGAUUCCAGCUCUUUUAUCGAGCCUCCGCUUUGGUGGAGGAACAAUCAGAACCGGAACCCACAUCCCUUUCGAAGACUGGGAGUUCAUCAGGGAGUAGACGAUCGAACUUCAACCCUUUCAAACUCAAGAAUGCCGAACAAAAGCCCAAGCCGAAACUGGUCCAGCGACCGUCAAAGUUCAUCCUGAAAUGGGGAGUUAUUUCGCAAGAGAGUAACUACCGAAGUCCUCAUCAUAUUAAGGAGACACACAUUAUCCCAUCUCAAUGGUCCUUUACCCCGAGGUACAUUUUAAACCCUGAGUUGGACCUGGGAUUCAUCCUCUUCAAGGAUUCUGCGAACGGUGUUGAUAAUAUUCUGCACUUUGAAUUUGACUCACUGGAAAAAGUUCGAAGCUUCCAGGCUGCCCUCCUCCGUUACACAGUCCAGGGCAAUAUACUGCAAGCUAAAACGGUCAAUUAUACCAAGUUGUUUGGAAAGCCCACACCGUUGUUCCCGGAUGGCGGUGAGCCAAUGAUCCAAGUUUGGGCAAAGGACAGCCCACCUUUUCUUACAGUGGACCAAGCUGGUAGGCCACAAUCGAAGGGACCUAUCGAAAACACUCAGCCACGCCAGUUGGAUAAAACACCACCUCCGAAGGCGCUGGUCUUCUUCGAAAAGCGUAGCGAUAUGCAGUUCGCUCUACAUCUUACCGCUCAGGUCACCAACAAACUAUUCAACGACUCCAGACACCUUCGCGGCAUUGUUUGCACGCGGGGGCCGUCGCGUGACCAUUUUCCCCUCAUAUGCAUCCCAUCCGGCAAUCGAAGGCCAAAGCAGAAUGUUAAUAAGCUUUUGUGGAAGUCCAGUAUGCCGCUCAUUCAGGGGCUCGUGGAACCAGAUGUCAGCCAGGACGAUGUCGAUAAGAAACGGGUGGUUCUCAAGCUGAAGGAGAUGGAACUGAUAAUGGAAACCCAGGUUGGCUAUAAGACGAUCAAGAGCCAUGUGCAAGGGGCGUGGGAGAAAUAAGGGCUGAGAUAACUGUGAUGACCUCGUCACCAAGGGCAGAUACAGCUGUUGCUACACGGGGACGAGUUACUAAUUCUUGCUAUGAUCGUGAAUGGAUACAUAAUGUAAAUUGCUGUUAUGGAGCCCCCACUGUACCUUUCUGCCCGUGAUGACUUGCCUUGCGCAAUUCUAUCACAAUAUAGAACCCCAUAGUCAGAGCCA
Messenger RNA from Podospora pseudocomata, 3554 nucleotides. RefSeq lists its product as uncharacterized. The record is from RefSeq and is a predicted model, not a curated record. Gene Ontology annotation, molecular function: protein serine/threonine kinase activity; ATP binding. The coding region runs from base 363 to 3353 and encodes 996 amino acids. The transcript is spliced from 8 exons. NCBI's taxonomy places the organism in Eukaryota, Fungi, Ascomycota, Sordariomycetes, Sordariales, Podosporaceae. Gene Ontology annotation, biological process: peptidyl-serine phosphorylation; peptidyl-threonine phosphorylation.